Messenger RNA from Columba livia (rock pigeon), 5333 nucleotides. RefSeq names its product PILR alpha associated neural protein (gene PIANP). Gene Ontology annotation, cellular component: membrane. The transcript has 7 exons. Bases 371 to 1285 code for a protein of 304 amino acids. NCBI's taxonomy places the organism in Eukaryota, Metazoa, Chordata, Aves, Columbiformes, Columbidae. The record is from RefSeq and is a predicted model, not a curated record. Gene Ontology annotation, biological process: regulation of immune response.
CGCCGGAGCGAGCUGGAGCGACGGGUCCCUUGGAGACACCUCUCUCCAUGGCAACCUAAUCGCUUCCUGUGAAGAUCCCGAAAUAACCGACGAGACGGGGGAGCGGAGCGGAGCGGAGCCGAGCGGAGCGGAGCGGGCAGCGGCGGCGGGGAGGCGGCGGGCGGCGGGGGGCAGCCAGGGCUCAGCCUCAUCAAACCUUCCUUCUCCUCCUCCUCUCCUUCCUUCGUCCUGGCCAUGAGAGGCACCGGCAGCAGCAGCUGUGCUCCCUCAGGCUCCUGCUCCGCCGCCCCGGCUGCGCCCCACUUGUCUCCCCGCAAGUGAAGAAGAUGAGACAGGAUCCUCGCUAAGCAAAGAUACUGUUGCAUCUGAGAUGGAGCACAGUGCCUGCAGGAUGCCUCCACUCCUCUCCUGCAUCCACUCCCUGCAGCUUUGGCAUCUCCUCCUCCUGGUUUCAUCUGUCCCUCCUCCUGGCGUCUGGUCUCUUCGCCUUCGGGGUCCAGCGGCCCCUCGGCCUCUUUGUUCCCGUCGGAGCCCCUCAGCCCCACGACCCAUUUGCAUCUGGGACAGGACCUCGCUGCCAGAGAGGGAUUCUCGCUUUGCCCUGCCGCGCCAGCGCUCCCUGCCUGCCCGGGGAGGAGAGCUGCGUCAUGUUGUGCGGCUGAGGCGCCAGGCGGCAGGAGCUCGCCCCGCCACCCCCUCCGGAUUUGAGGACGGCAUGCCCUCCUCCCAGUACCCUUGGGCCAUUGUCUGGGGCCCCACAGUGUCGGAUGAGGAUGGAGGGGACACCAACUCAGCCAACCCAGGCUUUCCACCGCUGGGAUACACCUUUGUCUCGCCACACGGGAUGGCGACAGCGCAGCCCAACUCCCACUCGCUCCUGCACAAUGCAGGGCUCAACCUGCGUGAGACACCAGCCACCCUGCGGCCCUUCUUAUUUGGGCCCCGGGGAGAAGGUGUGGACCCCCAGCUAUAUGUCACCAUCACUAUCUCCAUCAUUAUUGUCCUGGUUGCCACUGGGAUCAUAUUCAAGUUCUGCUGGGACCGAAAUCAGAAGCGCCGGCGUCACUCGGGGCAGCAGAGUGGUGGGAGGCAGCAGGAGAGCCAGCAGCACCUCACAGACCUCUCCCCCGCCACUGUCAGCAUCCUGGGACCCUACAGUGACUCCCUGGCCCCCACACCCGAGGCAGAGGAGUCCAGGCAGGGCCAGGAGGGUGUGGAUAAACUGGGUGGCCAUGGGAAGGGCACGGCAUUCCAGCUCAACCGAAUCCCACUGGUGAACCUGUGAUGCUCACUGGGAGAAGCAGAGCUGGCUCCCCCCACCCUCCUGUCACAGCUGGCAAGUGCAGACUCCUGCCACCUCUGCUACCCCAGGAAAAAAACAACCUCCUUGUGCCACGGCCCGCCACCACCAUUAAUAACCAACUCCACCAGGACAUGCCUGGGCAAACGGACAAGCUGGGCCUCCUUAGCCUCCUGCUGGGGGAAGUUUGGGGACCAUCCCUGGCCCAUGCAGGACGGAGUGAUGAGAGAGCAGGAUGGUGGGAAGGAAGACAGCUGGUGGUGGUGGGAAAUCUUGAUGUCCCCAGCCCCUCUCCUAGCACACACGCAGAGACACACACACAGUCGGAUCUCCGUGACUCUCUCACUAGUGCAUGCCUGACAUUGGGGGUAGGCAAGGUGAAGAGGCAUACCCCUGUCCCCAUGGGCCUAACCCCUCUGUGUGUCCCUUCCCAUGUCGUGUGCUUUGAAGUGAACAUCUGGAGUUCAGUUGCUGCAGGAUUGCACGCCAGGGCUCGGUCUUCCCUGAGCCGGGACUCAGAUGGCGGCAGGUUCUUCUAUUCCAGAGGCCUUGGCCUCCCAGAGGUUCCAAGAGUGGGUGAAGAUUGGGAAGAAGAGGCUUAAACAACACCUGGGCCCCCUCAGCAACCCAUUUCCUUGAAGGAAACAUUACAUCCCCCCCUAAAUGGAGGAUAUUCACAUUUUUCCACUUUGUUUCUGCCUAGAACUACUCUGUUUUUUCUAUUCAGCUUGUGUCUUUCUUCAUCUCUCUGUCCCCAUUUUUUUCCUCUCAGUUCCUCCCUGCCACCACUUUUCUUGCCAGUUAAAGCUGGAAAAGGUUCCUUUAGCUUUCCAAAUAUUUUUAUCUCUUGGAAGCCUCUUUGCUGUCACCCUCAACCCCCUCAGUCUCCUUCAGUAAGAUUUUUCUGAAUAACAUCAGUCUGUGGUGUUGUUCUUCGGAAAAUCUGAGGCAAAACCCUCUGCCCAUCAUGUUAUUUAGCAAGUGUCCUGUACACUGGGGUACAGCUGAAGCAGCUGAAACAUGUCAUGCAGAUAUAGCCGGGCAUGAGGAGCUUAAGUUUUGCCAGGCUGAGACAGAGAAUUGCUUUCAGAAACUCAUGCCACAGGCAACAAGCAGCAGAUGUGAUUCUCUGUGCCUGGGAUGACAAAGAGCAAUCUAGAGUUUACCUUGGGAACAUUUGGAGGGUUGUAAUUUACUGCUGGUAGGUCUCUCUUAGGUUCCAUGGACACCUUCAAAGUAGUUCACAGACACCACAUUGAUAGCAACUGAGCUGAAAUGAUGCAGAUUUAGGUGAGGUUGCUUGUAUACUGUACAAACACCUUCAGCUGCUGGACUGAUGUGUCCAGAGACAGGAAACACACCCACAAUUAGAAGCCCCUAAAGCACCAUACCAGGUCUCUGAUAAAAGUCAUCUUGGAGAAAAGGAAAUGUCCCUCUCAUCCUUUAUCUCUGUAGUAAAAGCCUAUUCUUUAUAGGACAAAGCACAGUGAGUUGCAUAAGAGGCCUGGUUCUGCCCAUUUACCCAGCUGAACUAUUAGGUGAUCUCAGGUCCCAUCUGGCUCACCGUGAAGGACAUUUAAAUGCAAGUGUAAAUUGCAAUAAGCUUCACAAAAAACAGUAGAGAUUUGGAGAAAAUGACAGGUCAAAUAAAAUUACUGACUUAUUAAAAGCACAGAAAGGUUGAAAGAUGUAGGUGGAAAAGGACUCUGGAGGUCUCUAGUCUAAGCACAGGCUGAGUCUCCACUUAUAGCAGGAGUUAUUAUGGCUUUACCACAGAUCGAUCUAUUACCGAGCCUUUUCCUUAUUCAGGCUCUGUUCAAGGCCUUGGUGGACACUGAAGCUGUGGCUGGAUGGGACAGAGAAGGGGGCAGAUGGCUGUUCCUGCCUGCUGCCCUGCUCACCACUGUCCCCUGAGGGCAUGUGGCACUGUUCCCCCUCUGGCUUCCACAUCAGCCAUGGUGAGGGAAGGACAUCCGUGCCCAGGCUGCAAGGGGCUGCACUGCUCAUUGCUGACGGUUUAUAAUAUAAUGCCUUGAACUGGUUUAAGUAAUCUUCCAGACCAGAUUAAUUAGAUUGCUCUUUGAUCGAUAGUGCUUGUUGAAACAAGGCCAGAGUUUGGACUCUACCACUUCCAAGGGCUGUCCUUGGACUUUCCCUUUGCACAGUCUGCGUGGAGAUAUCUGUAAGCAAGCGGCAGGGCACUGCAGGACCCGUGCUGAAAACGUGUUCCAACACUUGAUGCGGGGAAGCCCUGUGCUCUGCUGGCCAGGUUUUUGUAAGCUCUGCAAACAAAUCAGAUUUUGGUGGUUUUGUUUGUUUGUUUGUUUUUUCCUCCCUUUAACAUGUUUCUGUUUCUGUUAAAAGUAUCUCCAGGGAGUGAAACCUUCCGUGGAUGCUGUGGUAAGGGGGAAGCUGAGGAAUGCAGUAGGGAAAACUCGUACAAAGACAGAAGUUUAGAUAUGCUGAAUAUCUUUUCCGAGACCAAUUUUUCUAGUCAAAUACGUUUUUAUGACAGUCAUUCACUCUUUCACACAAAACAGGUUAGAUAUAGGAAACAACUUCGUUGGCCCGCCCAAACUUUCAUUGCUACAUUUUGUCCCUGGAAAAAAACAUUCAAAACGUGUGGACAUACAAGGUUCUUCCAGUCAAUAAAUAAUCUCACUGGACCUGUUUUCCCCAUGGCUAGAGCCUUAUAAACCAUCUUCCCCUAUGCAGGCUGGAGCCGGAGCAUGCCUGCAGUUUCUCCCCUGGCCCAAGCUGAUAUUCAGUGGGAUGCUCAUAUGGACAGAUUGACAGCAAGCCAGGGCAGAGGCCAAUCCCUUCUCAGGCACAGCAUAUCAGGUUUCCCUGUCUUCUGGCUGGCUGGAGGAGAAAGAUCUGAAUUAAUUUUAUUUUAGGUGGAAAUUUUACAGAGAGAAAUGUGUAAGGGGAAACUGACCUAAAAUGUUUGUAGCCUUGGGCUGAGCCUGCCCAACAUGUCUGUGCAAUUAAAAAGGAACGUCCAGGUGGGUUGGGUGAGUUGAAGGAAUCGCGUCUCUGCUGACCUCCUGGAGGGACCUGGCUUUGUUAACACAAGGGUGAUCUCCUUGUGAGCACAGUGGGGAGGAGGGAAGGUCUGGGGAAGAAUCCUUCCUCUCUGCCCUGUAUUGUUUUGGAGCAGGAACUCGAACUCCCUCUGUUAACCCAGCAAAGUAGCAUGACCAUAAGCCCAAAUCCUGCUUGGGCUUUCCCAUCUGGUCAGUUGCAACUCCUAUGUAGGGGAGCAGACCUCCAGUGUGUGCUUCCACACCAUUCCUCCGGUCCAGUUUCCAGGGACUCACAUCCAGCCAAGCAUCCCACAGCUUCAGAGAGGGCUAUCUACCUCUUCCUCAAUGGCACCUAAGUGCCCUUGCAAAUCUGGUCCCUUUCCCGUUAAAGAAAAAUGCUUGGAAAGGAGCAGUUUGUUCAUUCCCCGCAAGUUCUCAACUACGAUCACCUUCUGACUGUUCUGAAUUAAACUGUGGGUUUGUUUUUUUCACUCUGACAAACCAUGUCUAUGACACAGCUUUAGAGCCAAGUCCUGCAGCACAAAAGCCUUGGGCCAAACUCUAGGUCCCUGCUGGCCCCCCUGCUGACAUCUCACUGUAGUCCUGGCCCUGCCUUGGCAAGACCUUAGAGGAGGCCCCAUCCUUUGCCAACUGCUGGCUCUCUACUCCUUUUUUUCCCGUUUUUCCUCUCCCACUGUUUUCCCACUUCCCACUCCUGUCCUGUACCAUGGUCUCCCUCCUGAUUAUCUCUUCCCUCCUGCUGUUUCACUUUCCCCGCUUGUCUCUUGUUCUCCCUUUGCCAUUCAGUCUCGUUCUGCCGUGGCUCCCAUCCUCCCCUCCGUAUUCCCUCUUGCUUCCACACUGAGUCUCGCUCUUCCCCAUCCCCUGCCCUUGUGCGCUGUGAUAUAUAUUUUUGUAGGAUUUCUCUUCUCCUCGUGGUGAAAUAUUCAAUUCUUGUGGGAUGUUAGUUUCAACAUUUUUAAAUAAACCUUUGCAAAAUACUGAAA